AUGUUCCUAGCAAUGUACAUGGUAACUGUGCUGGGAAACACCAUCCUGGUCCUCAUCAUUAGAGCUGACUCUCAUCUGCACACCCCCAUGUACUUCUUCUUCAUGAACCUGUCUCUCUUAGAUCUGUGCUACUCGUCCACCAUUGCCCCAAGAGCCAUGGUGAGUUUCCUAGCAGGGAGCAAAGCCAUUUCCUACAAUGGAUGUGCCACUCAAUUCUUAUUCUUUGCUCUGUUCCUCACCACUGAAGCAUUUCUUCUUGCAGCGAUGGCAUUUGAUCAAUACUCCACCAUCUGCAACCCGCUCCAGUAUCCCACCACCAUGUCCAAGAGGGUUUGCAUUCAGCUGGUGGUGGGGUCGUAUAUCUGUGGCUGUGUGAAUUCCAUGGUGCAAACAGGCUUCACCUUUAUGCUGCACUAUUGUGGGUCUAAUGAGAUCGAUCAUUUCUUCUGUGAUGGCCCUCCCUUGAUUAGUCUGUCCAGCAGUGAUACGUACAUCAAUAAUCUUGUGAUGUUUACCGUAUGCAGCCUCAUCAUAGCAAGCACUGCCCUGAUUGUGCUUGUCUCCUACAUCUAUAUCAUCUCCACCAUCCGCAGGAUUCACUCUGCUGAGGGCAGACAAAGAGCCUUCUCCACCUGCACCUUCCACAUGAUGGUUGUGACUUUAUUUUAUGGUACCAAUGCUUUCAUGUAUGCCCAGCCCACUUGGAUAUUUUCUUUGUAUCAAAGGAAAGUGGUGUCGGUGUUUUAUACCCUUUUCAUUCCCAUGUUGAAUCAUUCAUCUACAGCCUUAGGAACAAGGACAUAA
This is a messenger RNA of Terrapene triunguis (Three-toed box turtle), 804 nucleotides long. RefSeq names its product olfactory receptor 12-like. The transcript has a single exon. Gene Ontology annotation, cellular component: membrane. Gene Ontology annotation, biological process: G protein-coupled receptor signaling pathway; sensory perception of smell. Gene Ontology annotation, molecular function: olfactory receptor activity; odorant binding. The record is from RefSeq and is a predicted model, not a curated record. Lineage: Eukaryota; Metazoa; Chordata; Testudines; Emydidae. Bases 1 to 804 code for a protein of 267 amino acids.